AUGGCUCAUCGACCUGAAGCUGCUGCUACUCCAAUCGACAUUCCUCCCUUUGCCAGACCACUGGCACCUUAUAUCAGAACCCGACAGGAGGCUCUCCGUAUCCGACAAGCCUUGACCUCCUAUCUCCGUUCGCACAUCGAAUUAGCCGACAAUGAGUCAGAAGAGUACCAAGUCUACAACCAAUCCCACCUCUCCCUAUGCGUACCACAAGAGGCCGUCGUCAACGUCAAGCGAGUUCCGUCAGAAGUGACCGGGUUAAGGAGGGAAUAUUUGCAAGCGUUGCAUGCCAAUGUGGUUGCGCGGAAGGAAUAUGAAUCUCUAUCCGAGAAGCUGUCAUCGGCCAAAGAUCUGAAGAGCGCCACGAGAAUCGAGGCGCCGCCCCUUGAUCCCAACGCUGAGUUGCAAGCCUACCUCCGACUCCUCCGUGACCGGCGGCGGCAUGCGAAACUGCAGGUCUUCCAACACUAUCUGCAAGAACUGAAAGAACGAGACUCGAGCAUUACUGGCUGUAUCGAUGACCGACUAAGUGGCGGUCAACAAGCCCUCCCCUCGGAAGAGUUUGAUAAUGGGAGUCAACAAAACGGGCGUGGCGCGGAUGAUGGUAUUGAAGGCUUGGUGCAUAAACUGGAGAGGGCGGUGAUACGUGCCAAAGCUCAACUGGACCGGGAGAAGAUGCUCCUGGAGGAAAUGCAAGCGCAGCACACUUCUCACAGUGACGAUGUACCCUCAUCAGUCAAGGUGAUGGCACUGCAGCGAACACGGGACGAGCUGGUACAAUGGGUAGAGGAGAAGUUGGUGAGUGUGGGAAGUACUGAUGAUGGUCCAUUACAAGAAAUAUCCCCCGAGGAGAUCGCGGAGUCUACACACAUGAUUGAAGAGCAAAAGGUGCAGAUCGCGGCGCAAUAUGCUGCCUACGUCGAAGCGCGCAAGCGUCUUCUUGAUACAGCUGCCAGAGCUUGUCAGCCGGUCACAAUGGCGCCUACGAAAUCUUCCAAGCGCUCCAUCGAUCUGGGGAAGAUCGCCAUCGAGGAAAAGUCAACUCUCAAGCCGUUGGAAGUCCUCUCGUUCACCAGCGAACUUCUUCUUCCUCUAUCAAAGACCCAACGCGCGCUAGCUUUGCAGAAGAAUUACCUGUCGGGUAUGCUCGCUAAAGAAAGAUCUACCACCCUACGCAUGCUUAACCGUCUGAGCGAUGAAAGCCAUCUCCUGCCCGAAUACCCACUUCUGGCCCAUCAACCGCGCUUUAAGCACAUCAACUUGAGACAUGCGACGGGUGCGGCUGAUGUGACCAAGUCAGACGAGGUUGUUGCUCUGGCCGAAGCGUGGGCAUUUGCCUCCGAAGCGGCAGGAACGAACGAGCAGCAGUCCGUGGAAGAGAAGCUAGCGGAGGGUCAAGAAACUGCUGCAGAGGCAGAACAAGUUUUACAAGAGGUGUACAGUAUGUUAAAUCAGGACCUCGAGGCGACGUUACGAGACGCGCAAAGACCAGGAGACGAUGCCACAGACAUCUGGGCGACCGAGGCUCGCUCGACCAGAUCUCGCGCGAGACAAAUCCGAACUGAGAAGCCACUUAGCGGCCCGUGGACCAAGCUGAAUGGAAAACUCGAGGCUGAUGAUUGA
Molecule: messenger RNA, 1620 nt
Organism: Aspergillus clavatus NRRL 1
Lineage: Eukaryota; Fungi; Ascomycota; Eurotiomycetes; Eurotiales; Aspergillaceae
Exons: 1
Coding region: 1-1620 (539 amino acids)
Source: RefSeq, a predicted model, not a curated record